Molecule: messenger RNA, 2827 nt
Organism: Puntigrus tetrazona (Sumatra barb)
Lineage: Eukaryota; Metazoa; Chordata; Actinopteri; Cypriniformes; Cyprinidae
Gene: myadma
Product: myeloid associated differentiation marker a
Exons: 2
Coding region: 192-1076 (294 amino acids)
Cellular component (GO): membrane
Source: RefSeq, a predicted model, not a curated record
GAGAGAAAGGCAGUAACUAAUUUGGUAGGAAAUGGGCGUGGAGGACCGAAGCGAGUCCCGUUAAGGAAGAGAACAUCAGGGCAGCGUCGCAAGAGAGGAGCUCGAUUCUCCUUCGUGAUUAAAACUUGAAAAAAGCGGAAAAAGUCUGCGCAAGAGUCACCAGAAGGACACGUCCAACGACUGCUCCAAUCAUGCCUCUGCUGGUGUUGAAGUCCUCCCGUCUCCUGUGGGUGCGUUUGGCCGCUCUGGUGUUCACCUGCGUGUCGUUCAGCGUGGCGGCCCAUGGAGCGGCGGUCAGCGGCAGCAUGUACGACUGGUGCAUCUUCUGCUGGGCGUUCAGCUUCGCGGGGACCCUGCUGGUCCUGGUGGUGGAGCUCAUGGGUCUCCAGUCGCGCGCCCCUGUGUCCUGGAACAACUUCCCGAUCACCUUCGCCUGCUACGCUUCGCUGCUUUGCCUGUCGGCGUCCAUCAUCUUCCCGCUCUACUUCCUGAAGGGCGAAACGGUGCACACCGAGGCCCGGGACCACCGUAUCGUCUCAACGGUUUUCUCCUGCCUGGCCGCCGUGGCGUAUUUCGUCGAAGUGAGUCUGACGCGAGCGCAGCCGGGCGAAGUCGCCGGGUACAUGGCCACGGUUCCGGGCCUGCUGAAGGUGUGCGAGACCUUCGUGGCCAGCGUCAUAUUCGUGUUCGUCAGCAACCCCAACUCUUACGAGGGCCACGCGGCGCUGAAGUGGUGCAUGGCCGUCUACUGCAUCUGCUUCGUGAUUUCGGCGGCCGUCGUGAUCAUGUGCGUCGGCGAAUGCACCGGGUACCUGCCGUUCCCGUUCGCGCGCUUCCUUUCCGCCUACGCCCUGCUGGCGGUCGUCAUGUACCUCACCGCCACCAUCAUUUGGCCGAUCUUCAAUUUCGACAAACGUUAUUCGGGGAGCUCGAGUCGGCCGUUCUUCUGUCAGCACAGCCACGGUUUGUGUCCGUGGGAUAAAUUGGUGGCCGUGGCCGUUCUCACCGCUGUCAACUUCCUGAUCUAUCUGGCCGAUCUGGUGUAUUCAGCCAGACUGGUCUUCAUUUCGGUUUGAGAGGGCGAGCGGUCAUCCCUGACACUGACGAAAUCUUCGAAAGCUAAGACUGUGCACCAAUGAGUUUGUGCUUUUAUUCCAAGUUUCCAAGUGAGUAAUGGUGCGUUCAAAUCAGAAAGAUCGUGUUUAUGAGUUAAACCUGCAUAAACACCACCACGAUGUCAUGCGAAACGGUAUUGUUUUAGUAGUUUGAUUGAUCGGUCGUGCUGUUUAAAUAGUGAAAUAUCAUUUGUGAGUUAAUUAAGGGUGUUCAAAUAUAUUGCCGAUGCUUAAAUAUACAUAUAAUACAAGAUAUAAUAAUUAAACGUUAUCCAUCCACCUUUUUCCUAUGCCCCAUCAUGCUUUGCGCAAAUUAUGGGAGUGUCAAUUUAAACCGCAAAACGUUCGCUCUUUAAGCAUUUUUACAAACUGAGGACAAUGAGGUGGUAUUUAACUCACCCUUCAACCCUUGAUCGGUGAAAUAAGAGGAAAUUUUAAAAAAGUGUAAUAGCAUUCAGUUAUUUUAAUAUAACACACCACUAAUAACUCCUAAAGAUCCACCUUAUAUCCGCAGCAGUAUAAAUUAAAUCAGGAGAGCAGACCACAGCAGGAUACAAAGGGAACAUGGGAAAAUAAUCAGGUGUAAAUCAGAGCUAUUCUAUAAAUGUUGUUAUAUCAUAUUAAUAUACCAAAUGUAACGCUACUCUCCUAACUUCAGAAAAUAGAAAUUGAAUGAAAAUGUAUGGAUCAUUUUGACAGAGAAGAAUUCUUUGUAGCACAAUAAAUCACUUUUCUUCAUGUAGAACAGUAACAGAUAAGAGAAUAGAGUGAUACUGAUGUAUAUAAUGACAACAAUCAAAUCGACGAUAAUUGCUAGAAUCUCUAGAAAGUCGAUCUUAUGAUCUGAUAUGAUUUGUUGCAGUCUUAUGGAGUAGAUCUUCCCCAAAACCAGAAGUGCCUCUCGUAACUAAAAACGCAGAAGGCUUGUUGGGAUAAAGCUGGGUAAUCUUUGGUUAAAUCCUCACGUGCGAUGCCUUUCAUCCAUACUCUACAAAAAAAACCUCUUUUGUUUUAUAGAACAUGACUAAAGCAGUAUAGGUUUUAAAAGGUUUGAAGUGAUCUCAGGUAUUUUCAUAUGAUAUUAUAUAUUUAUAUUGCAACGAUAAUCAAAGUUUAUUGCUGUAUAUGAAACUAAAAAUAAGAACCAAUAUAUUUCUUAAAUACAUAAAUGUAUGCGUGUGUGUGUGUGUGUGUGUGUGUGUGUGUGUGUGUGUGUGUGUGUGUGUGUGUGUGGAUAAUAAAUAUACAUAGCACACACAUCAUGUGAACAAAAGUUUUAUUUCAUACGAUUAAUGUACACCAAACCCAUCUUGAGUGUUGAGUGCUGCUAAAAACUAUAUUUUCUUGUAUUUUAAUGAACCCUCUUCUGUGUGGGGUUCCAGAGUCCGUUACGUUUUAAACAUUCAGGUGAAACCACAAAAAAACAUGACCGCCCAACUCAUAAAUACGAACUUUCAGAAGGCCCCGAACGCCCCGUUGCUGGUGUUUGAAUGUGAUUAGUGUAUUUCUGAUUGUGCCACUGCUGCCUUAUAAAGGAGCUCCACGUCGCUGUGUUCAACUACUGUAAGUGUUUGUGUCGUCUGUCACGUGUCAGUGUUAUCACGCCAGGUCUGCGUUCAUAACAGAGGUGAACCGUUCCAGGGCAAAGCCUUUUAUACUGCGUUGUAAUAUUUUUAAAUGUAUCAAGAACAAAUAAAGUUAUGAUAUGAAAA